AUGAUGGAAAAACCCGGGGGAGCGUUAGAGUGGAGCCGCAAACACAAUGCAGAGUUCGAGCUCGACAAAACGGCGUUAGUGUGCCUCUCAAGACAACGCACACCAAGCACAGAAAAUCCAAGGAAGAAGGUCCCCGUACACCGACCACCCAUCACGCUAAGUGGACACGUCAUACAACCCUCAAGCUCACAUAAAUUCUUAGGUGUCAUUAUCGACCAAGAACUUCGUUUCAAGGAACAAGCCGCAAGUGCCUUAGCCAAAGGCACAAAGUACACGCUAGCGUGCAGCCGAAUGAUCAGAACCACGAAGGGAAUCAAAGGGAAAUGGAUGAGACGCUUAUACGAAGGGGUAAUCCUGCCGAAAAUGUUGUACGCGGCUGAUGUUUGGUGCGCAGGCCUAAUAUCCAAGGGAAGGAGCACAAAAUCCAAUGGAAGAGGCGCGAGAAGCUUUGCAUCGCAACUCGCCAGAGUACAGAGAAUGGUGGCGAUCAUGAUCACAGGCGCCAUGCGCUCAACGCCAAAUGACCUUCUCCUUGCACACGCUAACCUCCCCCCACUGCAGCAGACCCUCCGCAAAGCAUGCCAUCAUUCUACCCUCCGCAUGGCCACCCUUCACAAAUCCCACCCCCUCCAGAAAGACGUCGAACUCAGCAUAGCACGCAAGCCGGACGAAGCAUACCUGGAGGAUAUCACCGCAGAGGAGGACGUGAGAGUGUACUCAGACGGGUCGGCGAUAGAUGGAGGCAUAGGAGGGGCCGCGGUUCUCAUGGAAGGAGACGAGGUGGUAGACGAAAGAAGGUUUUAUCUGGGGAAGGCCGAAGAGCACACGGUAUACGAAGGGGAGAUAGUGGGCAUGAUCCUGGCGGUGGAGCUGCUGAAAGAGAGGACAAAGAGGAUGAGAGAGAAACCCACCAUGGCACUUGGGGUGGAUAACCAAGCCGCGAUCCGCGCAACGAAGGGUUUCCAGUCGAAACCCGGCCAUUACUUGCUAGAUAUCUUCCACGAUGACCUCCGCCGUAUGCUGUCAAGAAAAGACGACCGCAAGCUGACCAUCCGUUGGUCAGCUGGCCACAUAGGGAUCCCCGCACAUAUGACAGCACAACACAUGUUUAGGGUGGUGACAGCACCGGAAAUACAAGCAUGGACUUUUAUGUAUAUCGUUCUCUGA
This is a messenger RNA of Suillus plorans, 1167 nucleotides long. RefSeq lists its product as uncharacterized. The transcript is spliced from 3 exons. The record is from RefSeq and is a predicted model, not a curated record. NCBI's taxonomy places the organism in Eukaryota, Fungi, Basidiomycota, Agaricomycetes, Boletales, Suillaceae. Gene Ontology annotation, molecular function: nucleic acid binding. The coding region runs from base 1 to 1167 and encodes 388 amino acids.